AUGGGAUUUGUAGGAGGAAGGAGGGCAUUUGGUCAAUAUCGGUUCUACUUGAAAGUGGUGUCGCCAAACCCGCCUCGAGAUGGACGCGAUUCGAUUCCUCACCACACAAGUGGUCUGCACGGAAGGUGGCGUAGCAAGGAGUUGGCCAACUGCCGACACAUCCUCGGUCGCCCUUCUGUCCACCACUAUCUGCUUGUCUUACAGUCUGUGGUAGGUGUCCUGGUGACGGUCUGCAGCCUGACGGUUCUCUUAUCUGCAUCCAUUGUCUGUCCGCUGCCCACAGACGUUGAGCGCGCACAAAUGCUGGAGGCGCAUUUGGUAGUGCGAGAAAAGGUGUACCCGCCCGCCAGCAAUAUGUUACUCAUGGAGUACUCUAGCGAGUUGGAAGCACUGGCCGACAGAUGGGCAAGUCGGUGCAAAUUCGAGCAUCCGGAUGACAGGUACUAUCCAGAAUACAAGGGACUUGGACAAAAUAUCGCACUUGUCGGCGGUGCAAAGCCGUCUUUCACUGAAGCCGUGUGUGGGUGGAAGGACGAAGUGAAGGACUACGACUACUUUAGUGGUACAUGCAACGGUGUCUGUGGUCACUAUACGCAGAUGGUAUGGGCAAGUUCGAAUCUGGUGGGUUGUGCCAUGCGGCAAUGCGACUACAUGGAGCCUUCGUGGAGCAAUCCACAAUACUUCACUGUGUGUCAAUACAAGCCAGCGGGCAACAUAUAUGGCGAAAAGCCGUACGAGUAUGGCGCCAGUUGCAGCAAGUGCCCGGACGGAUACUCCUGUUUCCGCAACCAGUGCAUCAAGCGUCCCACAUGCAAGAAUGUACAGCCGACAAUGCGAUUGAAGAAGCCUGAGGACAGGGUGCUGCCCGAAUGCAAGGUGUUCACUAAAUGA
This is a messenger RNA of Hydatigera taeniaeformis, 891 nucleotides long. Lineage: Eukaryota; Metazoa; Platyhelminthes; Cestoda; Cyclophyllidea; Taeniidae. The record is from the annotation of a GenBank genome assembly.